CACCGCACAGGAAGCGGGAAGCAGUGCGGGCCGUCCGCCUCCAUCCAGGCAUGUCUUGUCCCCAGGCCUCAUGCUGGGCACAGGGGACAUCGGUCUGCACUCAAGUUGCACCCCCUGUAAUAAAGGAAGAAGACAAGGUCAGGGCACCAGUUCCUUUCUGAGCCAUACCCAGAGCCACCCCCAGAGGAAUGAACUUUCCUGGAAAGAUAUUAUCAAUGCCUUGUCCCUGGUCAACAUGGUCCUGGGGCUCUUCUCCAUUUUCUGCAGCUGUAGCAGGAAAUCCCACUGUGCCUCCUGGAUGAUUCUGGUCAGCUUCCUGUUAGACACGGCCAUCAGGGCGAUGACCAGACACGUCAGCAUCUGUUCCAAGUCGGGAGCCGAGCUGAAUGACUUUGCCGUCUUCACCACCUUUGGCCUGGCCUCAGCCCUGCUCCUAGGGGUGAACGGACUUCUGAACAGGUUCCUAACAAUCAUCUACGUGUCAGCUACUUCUCUCCGCCUGUGCUUUUAUUCAGCUGGAGUUCCCUUCGCAUACAAGGGUCUACCCUGCCCCUAUGCUUCCUGUGUUUUGGCCUCCACCUCCCUUCUGACCAAAGGCAACUCGUUCAUUCUCUGCUGCAUGGCCUCACUCAUGAUUCUGUUCAUGAUAGACCAGAGCUACUACCCGCAUGAUGCAGUCCUGGAGUCUGAGAACUGGAAAAAAGUGAUUUUUAUGGGAGGUGUCUUCAUGCUGUUUUUCUCCCCGCUCUCUGUGACUGCUUUUUACUGCCUCGUGUGGUCGCUCUCCUACAUCUUCUUCCCGGAUGCCCUGUGGGGCAAGGCAGCCUGUCUGAGGCGAUGGCACUGAGGAAGCUAAACAACUCCCACCGGCCUCUGCGGGGUUUGUGUCAGCACCUGUGUUCACUAAAGCUUUCCUUGUACCUGUGUCAUCAUGUGCUGGAUACAUGGUGUCUCUGCUGCCUGGAACCAGAAUAGCUUACUGUAGGGCCAGUGGCUUUCACUUCUUCCUCUUUAUUCAGGGUUCUGACUCCCUUGGGGACAAUACUUGUGUAUGUCAACUAGAACAGAUUCUUUUCCCCUCAAGCUAAAUGUGGGCUGGGGUUGAGUUCCAGCUCUGGUACUAGCGGGGGGGACCCUUGGAAAGGGGUGAAACCCUUCAGGAUUGGUGUGGCCUCCGCCUUAGUCCUGACUGAUCUUAGUUACCCAGUGGUGGGAGGGGGCUUCCUAAAGCGUUGCUUACACUCGCAGACUCUGGCUCUGAGAGCAGAGCUAAUCACAGGGCUACCAUGUUGCCCAAUUUGAAUGUGUGUAGGAUUUUGUAUAAUAAUUUAAAAAUCCUGUAUCUUAACAGUUCAAGGCUUCUGCCUUUUGCUUCGUUUAGAGAUUAGACACAUUGACCAACACAAGGGCUGAUGAAGCAGUGGUUACAUUCUUGUGAGGCCCAAGAAAUCUACAUUUUACAUAAAGUAAGGGAGUGA
This is a messenger RNA of Lemur catta (Ring-tailed lemur), 1478 nucleotides long. It is a transcript of the gene TMEM269, whose product is annotated as transmembrane protein 269. The transcript is spliced from 7 exons. Lineage: Eukaryota; Metazoa; Chordata; Mammalia; Primates; Lemuridae. The record is from RefSeq and is a predicted model, not a curated record. Bases 71 to 847 code for a protein of 258 amino acids.